AUUUUUAACAUCUUGAUGGGAGAGGCAAUUUAGUGCCAUAACUACUUCCUCCUUUCUUCAUUGAACCAUUUUCGUCGGCAGCAGACGGGUGCCACGUUCAGCAGUAAACUAAAGUCGUUAUUAUUCAGUCAGGUUUAUAUGCCCAUACCCAUUCCGGUGUCCUGUUUGAAGGAUGGCCGAUCUGAAAGGGUUUGUGUUAUCCUUUCUUUUUUAUCUUCUUGUACAAAGUGCUCCGUCUGUACAAGAUUCUCGUUUUUCGUGGCAUCGUUUCGGCCAAUCGUCAUAUCGGUUCUACGGAGAAGCACGAUCCUUUGAAGAUGCAAGAGCAAACUGCAUGAGCAAUGGCGGUGACCUGGCCAUAAUCAAAUCAGAGGAAAUUAAUAGUUUCCUGGCAGAAAUCAUAUCAACUUCGAACCCAUCAAGCGCUUGCUAUUUGUUUGGACUUAGACGAGAAAACGGUGGCAAUUUUGUAUGGCUAGAUGACACUCUGGAAAGAAGAACUGAGUCUUCAUGGGCUCCAUCAGAACCAAACGAUUCCCUUGGGAUAGAAGACUGCGCCUGCAUGUACACGCACCCUUCCGUUGAAUAUCAUGGGAAGUGGAAUGAUAUCCCGUGUCCGGGUCAAAGACCAUACAUCUGUGAGAGGCCACAGGAGCCAGACCUGACUUGUGACAAUGUGUCGAUGACGCUUAUUAUGGACAGAGCCCAUCUCGAGAUCGGCGACGACGCCCGCGAUGUCCAUUUCGAAGACGAGUCUUGUGUUGCAUACGACCACGACAGUCAGCAUGUUGCGAUCACUACCACGUACGACAGAUGUGGUACUACGCAAGAGCAAGACGAAGACUACAUAAUAUUUACCAACAUGGUGACGUAUUACAAGCCUCGCCCUGAAAAUGGAACUGAUGUCAUUACCAGAGAACACUAUCUUAAUAUCCCUGUUACUUGCUACCUGGAGAGGACGCAGGCCUUGGAAGAGUCCUUCUUGCCUCAAGCAAAUCUUUAUUUUUUUGAAGAGGAAGGGUACGGCAAGUUCUCGCUAAACCUUGACCGGUAUACAAACUCAGGCUUCUACCAACCUGCCAACGAUUCCGGCGAAGUUACGCUCGGCGCACCGCUUUACUUCAGCGUCGGUCUGACGUCCGUCACGAACCUCACGCUUCUCAUCGAGUCGUGCUGGGCAACGAGCUCGUCGAGCCCACGGGACGGCCACCGCUAUGAUAUCAUCGAGAAUGGAUGUGCCGUGGACAGCACAGCAGUCAUCUACAAUUGGCUCUCUCCAACUUCCAAGGGAUUCAGUAUCGCUGCUUUCGCCUUCAUUGGCGAUUUCGACAAGGUUUACGUUCACUGCUCAAUCCUGAUCUGUGACAAAAACGACUCGAGCUCCCGCUGCGCUCAGGGGUGCCUAGCCCGAUCUCGUCGAAGUCUGCAGCCGUCAGGCUCGGGAUCCAAACCCCACACCAUCACGAGCGGGCCGCUCUCCGAUGCCUCACGCUCUCAAAGGGCUAUGUUGCUUGAUAGCUUUGAAGAUGGACCCGAAUCUCAUGACCCCCUGAUGAUCGUUGCUGUGAGCGCCAUCUGUGUUCUCAUCGCUCUUACUGUCAUCAUGGCGCUGAUGAUGGUGCGCAUGCGUCGUCAUCGCCACGAGCUGAUUGGCUAUCGCAGAGUGGGCGUUACCGAGAAUAGCUAUUAACGCUUGAAGAGAGAGAGAGAGAAAAAAAAAUACAUCGAUCUGAUUGGAGUAAAAUUACAAAUACAUGUAUAAUUUUAAAGUGUCAAAGCUCCUCUUCGGCUCUUCGCACGGAAUCAAUUGUAAUAUGGAAAUGUUACCUCUGUAAUAUGGAUUCAAACAUCAAGAUAAAUACUACGAUUUUUUAUUAAUGCAGUCUCUUGGUGAAGGGUAUCUUAUUGGUGAUUAGAAAUUGGAGACGGUGUCAUGUGCUUUGAUUCAUAUUUUUUUUUGCCCAUAACACUUUCAUUUUUGUGUGAUAGUCAAACAGAUAUAAAGAAUAGUACCUUUAGGUGGAAGUAGGAAGCCUUUAAACAAAUGUAUAUACACCUGUAUAAAUAUGUCUUCUAUGCAAUCCCAUGUAUUUCUACACAGAUCUUCUCAAACUGUUUUCUUCUUUCAUUUAAUAUUGGUAAU
Molecule: messenger RNA, 2143 nt
Organism: Strongylocentrotus purpuratus (purple sea urchin)
Lineage: Eukaryota; Metazoa; Echinodermata; Echinoidea; Camarodonta; Strongylocentrotidae
Product: ZP domain-containing protein-like
Exons: 10
Coding region: 173-1690 (505 amino acids)
Source: RefSeq, a predicted model, not a curated record